AUUAUAGAUGGUUGUGAGCCACCAUGUUGUUGCUGGGAUUUGAAUUCAGAACAUUUGGAAGAGCAACCAGUGCUCUUAACCUCUGAGCCAUCUCUCCAGCCCUCUGGGGAGGUUCUUGUGGCAGAUGGCAAGUGCAUAUAUAAGAGAGAGUGAUUACAUCACCCAAUAGGAAGCCAGAAAUUCAGGGGUGACCCCUGCAAUAGUCCUUUCCAAGGGUAGCAACUUCAGUGACAUAAGGACCUCCAAGUAGACUCUGACUUACCUCUUAAAGAUCUUUUUAAAAUUUAAAAGAUUUUAAAUGGCACCUCCACCCGUGUGUGUGUGUUGAGAGGUUAAAAAACAAUGGUCACAAAUGCCUGUACAUUAUCCUUUCCAAAUUGAGGCUAAUGGAUCUUUCUGUCACUUUGCUUCCACAGCCUGCCUCCUGCAUCUCACGCACACUUCUAGCCUGACAUGACCCCCUCCUUUUCAGUAUACUCCCCCUUUUCUAUCCUAACCAUAUACAUUCUGAAAGCACUGCCCAGUGACUCCUGGGACCAGGCCUCUGGUGGACUCCUGGCCUCAUGCUGUCAAGGUGGGUCUUUGGGAGGUAAGAUCAGCAGAAAGGGCGCCCUCAGGUAGCAACUGCCUUUCGCCUGUCUGGCAUUUUCAAGGGCAGAAGAAGAAGACUGAACCCAGACCUGAGAUGGAGUCCAGGCUGGUUCUUGGGGUCUCCUGGGCACCGAGUGGGUAGGGUAUGUCCAUCAUUACGCUCUUAGUCUGCGCAAGUGCAGUCACAGUGAUCCAACUUCCUUUCCUAACAAAUGUCUCUCAGUAGUAAAGAUCAACUCAUCGUUUCUAUUUUUUGAGACUAGCUCAGGCUGGCCUUGAUCCCAAAGCAAUCCUCCUGCUUCAGCUUCCUAAGUGCUGGAAUUACAGGCAUGAACCACCAUGUCUGACUUAACUCACUACAUUUUAAUAUUUAUAUAAUAUUUGAAGGCAUAAGCAGUUUGCCUCUGUACCUCCCUGAAUAUGCCUGAUCUUGUCCGAAGUUAUGAGCAGACUAUAAAUCAUUAAACCCUCCUCCAUUGGUGAAUAUUCAAAAGUGCAGGUAAGUGUUGUUACCAUUGUUUCACUAUCCACCUUUUUGUCAAUGGGCCAGUGAUUCUGGUGAUUUGGCUUUGAUUUGAUUUGAUGUGGAAUUUAUGGCAGAAAAAAAAAAGGACAGCACUCUGUCUUUUCCUUAGACAGGACUCCACUGCUGCCUGAGUCACAGCUGCCCUUGUGACAUCAUGAGUCACCCUCUGCUCUCAGCUCAUGCCAAUCCUGGAACAGCACAAACCUGAGGGGAUUUGAACCAUCUACACCCAGUCCAUGUAUGAACAAUGGAUGAAAAACAGUCAAAGCCUGAAGACCUUAAAGAACCUACUGGCCAUGUUCCUCGGGAGAAGCAGCCAGAUGAUCUAUCCUCAGACACGAAGAAGGCAAAGCCCCAGAAAAAACAGGAUCUCUCUGACAAGACCUCAGUUAUAAAGAUCCAAGCGUGGUGGCGUGGCACACUGGUCCGUCGGGCGCUGCUGCACGCAGCCCUCAGGGCCUGGGUCAUCCAGGGCUGGUGGCGGCUGAUCCUGACGAAGAUGAUGGAGAAGAAGCGUCAGUCGGUACUGGAUGCCUUCCAACGGGAGCAGUGGGCAGUGGUCAGGGUGCAGUCCUGGAUCCGCAUGUGGCGAGUCCGCAGGCGGUACUGCCAGGUGCUUAGGGCUGUCCGAAUCAUCCAGUCUCACUGGAGGUGCCACAUCUGCGCUUCACGGGGUGUCAUCAAGGGCCACUACCGAAUUACGGCCAGCCAGAUGCAUCUUGAGCUGGAGAUCUUACUGGGCUCGGGGCCUUGUAUUGUGUCCGAGUGUAUUCCCCUCCCAAUAAAGCAGUGA
Molecule: messenger RNA, 1910 nt
Organism: Microtus oregoni (creeping vole)
Lineage: Eukaryota; Metazoa; Chordata; Mammalia; Rodentia; Cricetidae
Product: IQ domain-containing protein F1-like
Exons: 3
Coding region: 1365-1910 (181 amino acids)
Biological process (GO): positive regulation of acrosome reaction
Cellular component (GO): acrosomal vesicle
Molecular function (GO): calmodulin binding
Source: RefSeq, a predicted model, not a curated record